AUGACGCGGGACGCCUACUUGAAAAGGUCCCUCGGGACCCUAUCGAAGAAGAUCAAGGAGUCGCGCGUUCUUCUCGUGGGCGCUGGUGGUAUCGGCUGCGAGCUCCUCAAGAACCUCCUCCUGACCGGCUUCGGUGAGAUCCAUGUAAUCGAUCUGGAUACGAUCGAUCUGAGCAAUCUGAACCGGCAGUUCCUUUUCCGCUACGAACAUAUCAAGAAGCCCAAGGCUUUGGUAGCCAAAGAGGUCGCGCAUAAGUUCCAACCUAACGCCAAGAUUGAGGCCUAUCAUGCGAAUAUCAAGGAUAGCCAAUUCAAUGUCGACUGGUUCACGACGUUUAACAUUGUCUUCAACGCCUUGGAUAAUCUCGAUGCCCGGCGACACGUGAACAGGAUGUGCCUGGCGGCCAAUAUGCCCUUGAUUGAGAGUGGGACUACAGGAUUCAACGGACAAGUUCAGGUCAUCAAGAAAGGUCAAACUGAGUGCUACGACUGUAAUUCGAAGGAAGUGCCCAAAAGCUUUCCAGUCUGCACGAUACGCAGCACGCCUAGCCAGCCUAUUCACUGCAUCGUAUGGGCAAAGAGCUAUCUUCUCCCAGAACUUUUCGGCGAGAGCGAGGACGAUGCAGAGUUCGACCAUUCCGAAGACUCUGAUAAUGCCCAAGAAAUCGAAAAUCUUCGUCGCGAAGCCCGGGCUCUUAAGGAGAUUCGCAGUGCUAUGGGCUCGGAUGAAUUUGCGCAGAAAGUGUUUAACAAGGUCUUUAAAGAGGAUAUCGAGAGGUUACGGGGUAUGGAAGACAUGUGGAAGACGCGCAAGGCUCCGGAACCCCUCGAUUUCGAUACACUACAGCAGCAGGCUUCCUCAAUAGAGACGACCAUCUCCUCCAACGACCAAAAGGUCUGGACGUUAUCAGAGGACUUCGCAGUCUUCAAGGACAGCCUGGAUCGCUUAAGCAAGCGACUACGGACUCUACAGGAGACUACAAAGGAUAGCAUUCGCCCUAUCAUCACCUUCGACAAGGAUGACGUGGAUACACUCGAUUUCGUCGCCGCAAGCGCAAACCUGCGGUCUGCUAUCUUCGGUAUCGAGGCAAAGUCAAAAUUCGAUAUCAAGCAGAUGGCCGGAAACAUCAUUCCAGCUAUUGCAACUACGAAUGCUAUGACGGCGGGUCUAUGUGUGUUACAAGCGUUCAAGGUCCUGAGAGAUGAUUACGAACAUGCCAAGAUGGUCUUCUUGGAACGCUCCGGUGCUCGUGCCAUCAAUUCAGAUAGUCUGAAACCGCCGAAUCCUAACUGCCCUGUUUGCUCCGUCGCACAAGGUCGGGUGUUCUAUGACCCUGAGAAGGCCACAUUGAAAGACUUAGUCGAAGGGAUUCUCCGUUCGAAUCUUGGCUACGGCGAAGAGUUCUCUGUUACCACUGAUCUUGGUACCAUAUUCGACCCUGACCUAGAAGACAAUCUUCCAAAGAAACUGUCUGAGCUAGGGGUUAAAAAUGAGAGCUUCAUCACUGUCGUAGACGAAGAGGAUGAUGAGCCACGAGUCAAUUUGGAGCUGGUAUUAUCGGUGAAGUCUGAAUCUGCCCAAGAAGGGAAGCCAGUCUCUCUCGAAAAGGCGAUCGAGAUUCCCCGGAAGCCUAAAGCACCUGCUCCGGAACCUCCAAAGGAUGAACAUGUCAAUGGCGUCUCUGGCCCCGACACGAACGGUAUUGCCGGAAAGCGGAAACGCGAUGCUGAAGAGGCAGAAAUCACUAAUGGCCAGGAAAGAGCCAAGCGGUUCCACGGGAAUGCCGUCGAUGGAGACGGUGACAAUCCUAUCGUGCUGGACGAAGCAGAUAGUGGUGCUAUUUUGAUCGACGACGAUUGA
Paecilomyces variotii is the source of this 1860-nucleotide messenger RNA. Its product is annotated as putative ubiquitin-like activating enzyme. Gene Ontology annotation, biological process: protein sumoylation. NCBI's taxonomy places the organism in Eukaryota, Fungi, Ascomycota, Eurotiomycetes, Eurotiales, Thermoascaceae. Gene Ontology annotation, molecular function: SUMO activating enzyme activity. Bases 1 to 1860 code for a protein of 619 amino acids. The record is from RefSeq and is a predicted model, not a curated record. Gene Ontology annotation, cellular component: cytoplasm; SUMO activating enzyme complex. The transcript has 10 exons.